Messenger RNA from Thalassophryne amazonica, 537 nucleotides. RefSeq names its product ribosomal protein L22 (gene rpl22). Gene Ontology annotation, molecular function: structural constituent of ribosome; RNA binding. The transcript has 4 exons. The record is from RefSeq and is a predicted model, not a curated record. Gene Ontology annotation, cellular component: ribosome. Gene Ontology annotation, biological process: cytoplasmic translation. Bases 111 to 500 code for a protein of 129 amino acids. Lineage: Eukaryota; Metazoa; Chordata; Actinopteri; Batrachoidiformes; Batrachoididae.
UGAAAUCCACAGUAUAAUCAAUUUCAGAUUAAUCGAUUCGUUCGACUGUGCGGCGUGUGACUACACGUCCUGCGCCGCGUGCGUUCUUCCUUUUGGCUGAGCGUGUCGUCAUGGCUCCGACUAAAAAGGUGAUUGUGAAGAAGCAGGGUGGGAAGAGGAAAAAGCAGAUCCUGAAGUUCACUCUGGACUGCACUCAUCCGGUCGAGGAUGGAAUCAUGGAUGCUGCUAACUUUGAGCAGUUCCUUCAGGAACGUAUCAAGGUGAAUGGCAAAGCUGGAAACCUCGGCGGUGGUGUGGUGUCCAUCGAGAGGAGCAAGAGCAAAAUCGCAGUGAACUCAGAAGUUCCCUUUUCAAAGAGGUACUUGAAAUAUCUGACCAAGAAGUAUCUGAAAAAGAACAAUCUGAGGGACUGGUUGCGGGUGGUGGCCAACACAAAGGAGAGCUACGAGCUGCGCUACUUCCAGAUCAACCAGGAUGAGGAGGAGGAGGACGAAGAUUAAACUCAACACCGCAUUCAAUAAAAUUUCCAAAGAGAAA